Fomitopsis serialis is the source of this 2033-nucleotide messenger RNA. Its product is annotated as carboxylesterase. Lineage: Eukaryota; Fungi; Basidiomycota; Agaricomycetes; Polyporales; Fomitopsidaceae. The record is from RefSeq and is a predicted model, not a curated record. Bases 1 to 1557 code for a protein of 518 amino acids. The transcript has 10 exons.
AUGGCUCGAGUUCACCUGCAAGAGGAGCUCACCAAGAGCACCGAGCGCAUCACCGUCCACACUCAGUUCGGUCCUGUCAAGGGAGGGCGAGCAGCUAACGGAGCAGCUGUCUUCUUAGAGAUACCGUACGCGCUGCCUCCUGGCAGGUUUGAAGAUCCGAUACCCCUCCCUACGGGUUACCGGUACGACGACAAGGAAUACAUCUAUGAAAGCAAAUAUUGCGCGCAACCAACGAAUGACGGCCAGGGUGCUGGUAUACCGCGUGAGGAUAGGCUUGGUCUGGGGAAGCCGUCCGAGGAUCCACUAUUCGUCAACGUUGUCUGCCCACCGAACACUUCGUCGAGCUCCAAGUAUCCGGUCAAAGUCUACAUUCAUGGCGGGUUCUUGCAGUUUGGUUCCCCCCAUGGGCUGAGCGCACAAGCACCCUACGUUGCUGCGGAGAGGUCAGAAGUGUGGGUGAACAUAGGUUAUCGACUUUCGGUGUUCGUGGAGGGCAACUUCGGAUUCAAGGACCAGUGGCUCGCCCUACUGUGGAUCAGAGACAACAUCGCGAAGUUCGGCGGCGAUCCCACAAACGUACAGGUGACAGGUCUCUCGGCGGGCGCUCAUUCAGUUCACCAGAUACUACACCACGCCUCUCGCCUGCCGGACGGCGAACAAGCCCCAUUUCAAUCUGCCAUGCUCCAGUCUAAUGCGAUCUUGACGAUCCCCAAGUCGCCCACCGAGCUCCGCCCACAAUUCGAAGCACUUUGCAGGGUCCUGGGGUUAGACCCUUCCUCGGCAGACGCUCUUAGCCGGCUACGAGACACCUCCACUCUUCCAUGGGACAAGCUCACCCACGUCAUCGAGACAGACAAGAUCGGUACCGAAUUCGGAUCCUUCCGCGGCGCGCUUGACGGCACCUGGCUCGCCACGACGCCCGACCCGAUGGCCUGGCAGCGCUCGGGCGGGUUCGCGCGCGCUCUCCGCGAGAAGGGCGUGCGGAGCAUCGUCGUCGGGGACCUCACGGAGGAGUGGUACCUGUACAGCAUCGCGCAUCCGGUAAACACCGAGGAGGACGUGGUGCAUAAUGUGCGACGGUACUACCCGGGCGACGUCGUGGACAAGAUGCUCGCGUGUUACCCCGCGGUCCCCCAGGAUGCGGACCAGAAGCAGCUCGAGCGGUACAUGGGAGACGUGCUCGCGGAUGGGCAGGUGCACUUCCCGGUCAGGUUAUUUGCGAGGGACCUGUUGAACGCCGCCUUCCCGGUGUUGAGGUAUGAGAUAAGAUGGACGCCGGAGCAAUACCGGCCGUAUGUAACCCAUGGGACCGACCGGCUGCUGUGGACGCUACGCCUGCCCUCGCUGGAACCGUCCCAGAUCGUUGCUGCCAGGACAUGGCUCGACGUCAUCGAUACGGAGACCAAAUCGCUCGAAGCCGGUGUGAACGCCAACGCCAGGGACCCGAAGAAAGUGCUUGCUUUGCAGGAAGACAAGACAGUUGGUUGGAAGGAAGAUGAUAGGUGGGACUAUCUGAUGCGCCUCCGAACGGCGCAUCCAGGGGAGAGCGAACCAUGACGUGGUUGGUAGACUGUGACCACGGAAUGUUUUCGUUGUUCAUCGGAAGAGCGAUAAACUCAACGAACGGUAGUCACGCAGUAUCCUACGAUUCGCGUCAAGUAUGAAUUCGGGUAUGGCCAAAUCGGCUUCACUGCCAAAUAUGCGAACGACUCAGGCAGUUCGAUUGAAAUGAACACCAGUCUACUUGCUUUCCGCCAGUGGCUUCUCUCACCUGAUCUUCGUCGUCUGUGUUCACACAGCCUCCUUUGACGUGCCGCGAACAGCUUCAAUUUGCCCCAAAUACGCAAGUAUGAGGAGAUAACAUGUACACCGUCCGGUAUCGUGAUCAUUCAAUCGUGAGCAGUAGCAUGAUAUUGAUGUGGCAACUUCCCACUGAGGAGGAGGAGGAGGAGUAAGUACUGACGAUCGACAGCAAAUCGACAGUUAUGAAUCAGGUUCCUGGCAGGAUUCACCUCACGUUUCUGCGAGAUUCU